UCUCUCUCCACCUCUGUAUCGUUUUCUGCGUCUCUUCCAAGAUAAAGAGUUCCAGUCGUCUCAAAUUGAUCGUAUUUCUCUCCGAUUAGCUAUUUUCUUUAUCCGUUGAUUUGCAAGAAAUAUGGCUCGUACGAAGCAAACCGCUCGCAAAUCUACGGGAGGCAAGGCUCCAAGGAAACAACUCGCUACCAAGGCUGCAAGAAAGUCUGCUCCGACCACCGGUGGCGUAAAAAAGCCUCACCGAUACCGCCCGGGAACAGUAGCCCUUCGAGAAAUUCGUAAGUACCAGAAGAGUACUGAACUUUUGAUCCGUAAGCUUCCCUUCCAGCGUCUGGUUCGUGAGAUCGCUCAGGACUUCAAGACGGAUUUGCGGUUCCAGAGCCACGCAGUGCUUGCGCUUCAGGAGGCUGCGGAGGCUUAUCUUGUGGGUCUGUUUGAAGACACCAACCUCUGUGCAAUCCAUGCCAAGAGAGUGACUAUCAUGCCCAAAGAUAUUCAACUGGCUAGGCGAAUUCGCGGUGAACGAGCUUAAUCAUACAGUGCAAUAGUUGGAAUUAUUAAUAGCUUAGUUCAUUUUUAUUUAUCCCCCCUCCCCCUU
Messenger RNA from Telopea speciosissima, 598 nucleotides. RefSeq names its product histone H3.3. Gene Ontology annotation, molecular function: structural constituent of chromatin; DNA binding; protein heterodimerization activity. Bases 122 to 532 code for a protein of 136 amino acids. The record is from RefSeq and is a predicted model, not a curated record. The transcript is spliced from 5 exons. Gene Ontology annotation, cellular component: nucleosome. NCBI's taxonomy places the organism in Eukaryota, Viridiplantae, Streptophyta, Magnoliopsida, Proteales, Proteaceae.